AUGUACGACUUCAAGUUCAACCAUGCGCUCCCCACUACCGAUGUCCUCGGCAUCGAAAUCCCCGCCGAUGCCGAUCCGCAGAAGGAAGCCCAAGGCAUUGUCGAUAACCUUUCCAAGGUCCUAGCCAAGGGUGAUGCUCAAGGCUUCGCCGACUUGUUCCUGGACUAUGGUGUUUGGCGAGACAAGCUUUCCUUCACUUGGGAUUAUCGCACUUUCAACUUUAAGCCUGCCAUCCUAAAGGCCGCCACCGACCUUUUCCCUACAACCAAAGCUACUAACUUCGAGUUCCUUACGCCUCCUCCCAAGAUCGACCGACCGUACCCCGAUUACGCACAGUUGCAGUUUAUCGUCUCCUUCGAGACCGAGGUUGUCAAUGCCUCGGCUGUUGCCAACGCCGUUUUGACCAAGGAUGGCUGGAAGCUCUACACUUUGCACACUGUUGCGGAGAAGCUCAAGCAAUUCCCCGAGAUUCCUCCCGCUGACGGACACAUGACUGGAGCUAUUAGCUGGGAGAAUCAGAGGGCUCAGGAUGUCGAUUCUGUCGAGCCUGAAGUUUUGAUCAUUGGAGGUGGUCAAAAUGGACUGGCCUUAGCUGCUCGACUCAACGCCAUGGGGAUGAAGAACCUUAUUAUUGACCAUGCCGAAGAGAUUGGCGAUGUCUGGAAGAAGCGCUACGAAUACCUGUCUCUUCACUUUCCUCACUGGGCUGACGACUUGCCCUAUUUCCCCUACCCCAAGCACUGGCCCACCUACACCCCUUCCCAGAAGCAAGGCGUCUAUAUGCAGUGGUACGCUUCGGCCCUGGAACUCAACGUCUGGACCAAGUCAUCAGUCGCCAAGGCAGAGCAGGAUGAACAGGGCAACUGGACAGUUGUGAUCGACAAGCAGGGCAAGGAGGCUCGCACCUUGCACCCCAAACAGGUCGUCAUGGCUACCUCGCUGUGUGGAACUCCCAUGCUUCCUGAUGUCCCUGGCAUGACCGAUUUCAAGGGUACCAUCCGUCACUCCACUGCCCACGACAGCUCUCGCGACUUUGUCGGCAAGAAGGUCUGCGUCGUUGGAACCUCCUCCUCUGGCUUUGAUACGGCCUAUGAUUGCGCUCGACGGGGCAUCGAUGUCACUCUCCUUCAGCGAUCCCCCACUUACAUCAUGUCGUUGACUCACUCUGUCCCACGCAUCAUCGGCAACUACGGCCCUGACGCUGAACAAAAGCGCCCUGGUCUAGAGGAGCAGGAUCGCCUGUUCUUUGCCACACCCACUGGUCCAGGAGAGGAGUUCGGUAGGCGCAACGCAAAGAUUCUUGAGGACCUUGAUCGUCCCUUGCUCGAUGCUUUGCAUGCUCGUGGCCUGCGCACAUGGCGUGGCCAACGCAACACUGGCAAUUCCACCCUGGGCCAGACUCGAAACGGUGGUUUCUACUUCGAUGCGGGCGCAUGCGAGCACAUCAUCAACGGCAACAUCAAGGUUGAGCCUGGAUACAUUGAGCGCUUCACCGAGAACAAGGUUGUCCUGAGCGGCGGACGUGAGCGCGACUUUGACCUGGUUGUCUUUGCAACUGGAUUCACCAACACAAUUGACUCUGUCCGUUCCACACUGGGCGAUAAGAUUGCCGAUCAAGUCACUCCUAUCUGGGGCAUUGACGAUGAGGGUGAGUUUAAGACCGCGUACAGGGAGACAGGUGUCCCUAAUCUGUGGAUCUUUGUUGGCUACCUUCCCUACACUCGAUUCCAUUCCAAGUUGCUUGCGAUGCGUUUGAAGGCUCUGAAGGAAGGCAUCUCUCCAGCUCCUUAUACAGCAUAG
Fusarium vanettenii 77-13-4 is the source of this 1800-nucleotide messenger RNA. RefSeq lists its product as uncharacterized. Gene Ontology annotation, molecular function: flavin adenine dinucleotide binding; monooxygenase activity. The record is from RefSeq and is a predicted model, not a curated record. The coding region runs from base 1 to 1800 and encodes 599 amino acids. The transcript is spliced from 3 exons. NCBI's taxonomy places the organism in Eukaryota, Fungi, Ascomycota, Sordariomycetes, Hypocreales, Nectriaceae.